Molecule: messenger RNA, 3434 nt
Organism: Paramisgurnus dabryanus
Lineage: Eukaryota; Metazoa; Chordata; Actinopteri; Cypriniformes; Cobitidae
Gene: limk2
Product: LIM domain kinase 2
Biological process (GO): actin cytoskeleton organization; protein phosphorylation
Cellular component (GO): nucleus; cytoplasm
Molecular function (GO): protein serine/threonine kinase activity; ATP binding; protein binding
Source: RefSeq, a predicted model, not a curated record
UACAUUUCUAUACCGUGACGUCAUAUGGUAGGACGAAAGCGAGAGAGCGAAUCUUGUAACGCUUUAUGGGAUUUGUUUUCCUCAAAAUUCCUCACAUUCAGUAGGAUUUACUCUGCGGGUCUCAGACAUGUGUCAGAUAUCUAGCAUCGCCGACGCGCAGCCUGUGAAUUGUACACAUUUCUGGACCAGCAUGUGAACUUCAACAAAUAAUCAAAUCAGAUCAGGGAGGACAUGGACGAACGAGAAGAUGUGGCGGAGCGCGAAUGCACGGGCUGUGGCGGAAGGAUUGAGGACGCGUUUCAUGUGAAGGUUCUUCAAGACGCCUGGCACAACUCAUGCUUUCAGUGUUCUGUAUGCUUGGAUCUUCUGACAAACUGGUACUUUGAGAAAGAAGGGAGGCUGUACUGUCACAAACACUACUGUGAGAAGUUCGGGGAGUUGUGCCAUGGCUGCUCACUGCUUAUGACUGGACCUGCUAUGGUGGCAGGAGAUUAUAAAUACCACCCCGAGUGCUUCGUAUGUUUGAGCUGCAGGGUGGCGAUCGAAGAACGGGACACCUAUGCCUUAGUGGAACGUACCAAACUUUACUGUGGUAAAUGCUACAAACAGGAGGUUCUUACACCCAUGUUGGAGAAACGCGGUUUGGCUGACUCUCCAACGGACCUUCUCCCUCACACUGUGACUCUGGUGUCCAUGCCGGCCGCCACCAAUGGCAAACGUGGAUUCUCUGUCAGAGUCAUUCGAGACUGCACCAGCGCCGCCACAGUCAGUGUGCAGGUCAAAGAGGUUAAAGGAAUGCAUAUUAGUCCGGAGGUUCGGAACGCCAUCCACGUCGGUGACCGGAUCCUGGAGAUCAACGGUCUCCCGGUGACGGCUCUGAUGGAAGAGGAGGUGGAGGACCUCAUCCAUCGGACCACUCAGACACUACAGCUGCUGAUUGAAUACGAUCCAGUCAGACAGCGUCUGGACCGACUCCGUCUGGGCUCCCCUCGCAACCAGCUAGGCGUCCCGGCAGCCUCCCGUAUGCGUCUGUCCUCCACAGGAAAUACUGAGAUUGAGAGAAGUGACUCUGUGGAAAAUGGGUCAUUGAAAAGGAGGUCCCUCAGACGUAGCAACAGCACCUGUAAGUCUCCAGUUUCUCCAUCUCCCAAAGAUCCCCCGAUUUCGACCCGCGAUAUCGGGCGCUCCGAAUCCCUCCGUUCUCCCUCCAGCUGCUCGCAUCGUAUUUUCCGUCCCUGUGACCUCAUUCACGGAGAAGUCCUCGGAAAGGGCUUCUUUGGACAGGCCAUCAAGGUGACCCAUAAAGCCACAGGUGAGGUGAUGGUCAUGAAGGAGCUGAUCCGCUGUGAUGAGGAGACACAAAAAACAUUCCUAAAGGAGGUUAAAGUGAUGAGAAGUCUCGAUCAUCCACACGUUUUAAAGUUCAUCGGGGUCCUAUACAAAGACAAGCGGCUCAAUCUGAUAACAGAGUUCAUCGAGGGCGGAACGCUGAAGGAUUUGAUCAGAGACACGGACCCUUUUCCAUGGGAACAGAGAGUUAGUUUUGCAAAGAGCAUUGCAUCUGGAAUGGCAUAUCUGCACACGAUGAGCAUCAUACACCGAGAUCUCAACUCUUACAACUGCCUGGUCAAACUGGACAAUACUGUCGUGGUGGCAGAUUUCGGCCUGUCCCGUCUAAUUGUGGAAGACAAAGUGAAGCAGCCACCCCCUGACAAACCAUCUAAUAAGAAGAGGCUGUUCAGACGCAUCGACCGAAAGAAACGCUACACGGUGGUGGGGAACCCUUACUGGAUGGCACCAGAGAUGCUCAACGGUAAACGCUAUGAUGAAAAGGUGGACAUUUUCUCCUUUGGCAUUGUGCUAUGUGAGAUAAUUGGCCAGGUUAACGCGGACCCUGAGUGUCUUCCAAGAACGCAGGAUUUUGGGCUCAAUGUGCGAAAAUUCAUGGAGAAGUUUCUUCCGGAUGACUGUCCUCCUGCUUUCUUCCCAUUGGCUGUGGCUUGCUGUGACCUCACCCCUGACAACCGGCCUCCUUUUCAGAAGUUGGAGGAUUGUUUUGAGGCGUUAACUCUGAAUCAGGAGAUGGGUAUUCAUCUACCUGCUGAACUGGAUGAACUUCAACAAAACUUCUUAAUGACUUAUGGACCGAGUGGUAUCGUUGCCUCUGAGAACCAAGAUGGCAACAGGACCUGAUCAAUGGGAACAAAUAAAGAGAUGUGCUGGAAUUUUUUAUGAGUUUACAAAACUGAUGCAUGCAGGGAACGUGGACGCCUGUCUUGAAAAUAUCUGUCACGGCAUUCAGAUUUCUGAGGGCAUUCUUGAACUGCAAAGUGGUCUUUGCUAGAUUCUGUUAAGGGAACAGGUACAUUUCAGUAACCUUGAGCUAUAUUUUAAAAGCCAGUUAUGCUUGUUGCUUCUGUCUUUUACUAAAUGGGUGCUUAACCCAUUUAGUGCAAUUCAGUGCCUACCACUGAUCGAGUUUCGCCAGGUUACUUUACAGCAAAUUUGAUUAAAUGUAUCAGCAAGGUGGGAUAUCUAAAAACUCACCUUGAAUAAAAGAAAUUGAUUUUUCAGAUUUGAGGUGUAGCAGCCAUUGAUGUUGAUGAAGUAUUUUGAUGUCGCAACUUUAUCAAAUUAAUCUAGUAGAUUCUUAUGACUUAAGUUAUUAAAAAAACCAUGAACUUCAGAAAUGCAAAUCAUGCAUUUUUGGACUGCGCUGCCCCCUGGGGGAAGUUGUGCUUAUGUGCACUCUUUUACAGUAUGGUCAUUUCUGUACCACUAGCACUUGAGGUCACAACCUCUGUAACUGUAUAAUCCAAAGACAGAGAAUGAAGAAACGGUUAUGAAAGGAAAUAACACUUUUCUGAGUUCUGAUCUGGUUUUCCACAGGUGGUUUUCUAGAAAUGCUUUCUAUAUUGUAGCUUGGUACAUCAGAUGUUUUUUUUUUUACUGGAGUUGGUCAUUCCGGGGUCUUGAACUCGCCUGACAAAUAUGCCACAGCAAGAAUAUAUUUUUUUUUCAGCUGUAUCUAAACCAAGUGAAACGAUAAGUGACAUCACAAUGCUGGAUUUUGACUGGCCGUUUAAACGUGUUUUCGGUUUCUAUUGAAACAGGCCAUGAUUAAAACAUCUGCAGUCGCAGAAUUGAACGAGUGAUGUGAGGAUGUUUGUAAAUGAUGUAAUCCUCACUUUGAUCACAGAUGUUUAAAUUAAAACUGGAUAUAUUUGUUGUGUUUGUAUAAAUCUGAAAUCAACAGAUCAUGGGAUAAUGUGUAUUUGUAGUUUGAUAAUGUUGGUUGUAGAAUGUGAAAAGUGUUUUUCUAGUCUUAGCUGUCAAAGGUACUAGUAUGUACAAAUUAUAACCACUACUUGUACAUGUACACCACAGAAUUCCUACAACAUUUGUUUUGUGAAUAAAGAGUUAAAUGAGCAGUG